CUCGCGUCGAACAGACGCCCACUUGAGCCAACCUUCCCAAGUUCAAGCCGACUGCCACCCCCGGUUUUUGGAUAGUUGAGUUUCACAUGCCGGAAUCGGCUUGUUCUCUACGGUCCCCGUGAUUUCUAUCCAACAUGGAGGACGCAGAGAUCAGCAACGACACGGUGCAUCCGCAGGUCCGGGCACACAUCAACAGCUUGGUGUCGGCGCUCGGUGGCUACAGCAUCGACGAUGACGACGGCUACAAACUCGGCGACGACGCCCUCGAGGUGUUGCGCGAUCUCAAGAAAUGGAUCCGCUUCUACGACGAGAAGACAAACCGCAUGGACGUCGCCCGGUGCCUCGCGGAAGCGAACAUUGUCGGCAGUGACCUGCUCCAGAUCCUGGCAACGUGGCCGCCAAACGACAAUAGCAGCAAGUACAAGGCGAGGAUUGCGCUGGCCUGCUUCGAGGUCAUGGUGCCGCUCACCUGGCCGCUCGAGAAAGACCGCGAAACCAUGACGGUCAACCACCACCGCCACAUGCCCGUGCUCCAGCUUGCCCAGCUCGGCUACAAGCGCGCCAUCAUCAACUUCGACGCCGCUCCUAUCCUCGCCACAGCUGUCCGCGUGGCGCUGCCGUCUAUGGCCGUGCCCAUCGGCGACCGGUCGGCCCGCGACCAGGGCAUCAUCAAGCUGAUCCUGUACUUCCUGAGGAACAUCGCCAUGAUCGCGCCUCCGCCCGGUGUCAAGUUCGACGGCGACGAGACCCAGGUCUCCCGUUCCGCGUUGAUCGAUGCCUUCUCCUUCCAAGACAUCUUUCUGGCCCUCCUGACGCUCGCUUCCAACAUGGGCGAGGACUUCCGGACAGAGGACGUGAUCGUGAUGGAGAUCAUCUUCCACAUCGUGAAACGCGUCGACUCGAGCAAGCUCUUUGUGAGCGAGAAGCAGCUGCACAGAAUCAAGGCCGACGAGCUCACCACCGCCAUGAAGAAGGAGGCGGCCAUGUUGAGAUCGUACAGCAAGAACGCGCCGACACGCCACAGCCGCUUCGGCACCAUGAUCUGGGUCAAGCGUGAGAGUGGCAGGCUGUCGACCGUCUCCGGCCAGGAUGCACUGCUGGACGCGGCGACGCGCGAGAGGAAGAUGGACAGCACCAAGAGUUUCAAGCCACCGAGGCGGGCCAGGAGAGAGGAUAUGGAGCCGAAAGAUCUGGGGCCGCCGGUGACCCUCGACGAGAGGGCGCGCCAGCAGCUACAGUCGUUCGUCUCCGAGUUUCUCGACUCCGGCUUCAACCCGCUGUUCGGACACGUAAGGAAGUCGCUCGAGCGGGAGGCGCCGCACGUGCUCCAGUACCACCAGAGCCAGUUCUUCUAUCUGGUGGCCUGGUUCCUCGAGGCAGAGCGGAUGCGCCGGAAGGCGAAGGAUGAAUCGAAGGAGUCGAAGCAGCCGACCGGGGACGACGUGUCCAGUUUCAACCUCGUAGCAGCCGUGCUUACGCAGGAGAUGUUUAUCAGCAUGAACCGGGCGCUGGACCGGGCCUAUGGCGACAAGGACUGGCGGUUGCUGACGGCUGUCAUGCGCUGUUUCACCCAGAUCCUUCUUAUCGUGCAGGAAAUGUCCGACUCGGGCAACGAGGAAGACGAGGAGAUUGCCGACAACAUCCUCAGCCGGCUGUUCUACGAGGAGACAACGCAUGAUGCGAUAGCAAACAUUGUCCGGACGUACAAGGACCAGGGGUUCGAAUAUCUUGAUGCUUGUACUGAGCUUGCGCAUACUUUCCUUCGCAUCCUCGAAGCAUAUUCGAAGCAGAACGUCGACCUGCAAGUCCGUUCGCGUAAGAGGAUACGGCGGAAGAAGAAAGCAGCCAGGGCCGCGGCUCGAGAUCAGGAAGGAGAUGGCGAAGAAGAAGGAGACGCUGAAGACGACUCGGCAGAUGACGAGAGGCAGGCCGAGAAGACCAGUCAAGAGAGGAAGUUCGACUUCAAGCGGUUUACACACAGAUUUACCCCACAGGGUGUUGUUGACACCUUCGUCGCCUUCACAAAAUACUACCGCGAUCUUGACGACUCCCAGCUGAAACGAGCCCACCGGUAUUUCUACCGCGUGGCCUUCAAGCAAGAAAUGAGCGUCAUGCUCUUCCGGCUGGACAUCAUCCACCUCUUCUAUAACAUGAUCAAAGGUCCUGAAGCUCUUGACAAGAACUCGUCCAUGUACAAGGAGUGGGAGGAGCUCGCUAAACAAAUCAUCAAGCGGUGUGUGCGAAAGCUCGAAGAGCGGCCGGCCCUAUUCACGGAGCUGCUGUUCUCCAAGAUCAACAGCACGGCCCACUACCUGGAGUACGGCUACGAGAAGCAGACCAUCUCCACCAACCCGCGACCCGGGGCCGAGCUCGAGUUCAAACGGGAAGUGGAAAGAGACCGGCAGAUCGCCAUCGUCGUUGGCGUGCUGCUCGACAGGAACCAGACGGACCACCUGGACUGGAUGAAGAAGCAGCUGUCGGAAGCGGAGCUGGAGCGCAGGGCUUGGGAAGAUGCGGAAAAGGCUCAGGCGGCCGAGAGGCCAGACGGUGAAGCAGCGGGCGAGCCGGAGGAGGACGGCACGUCGACGACCGCUUCGCAUUACACUGUCCGUCCCGACAACGACGCCCGCCGCACGGCCAUGUUCAAGAACCCGCAUCUCCGCCUGCUCAUGAAACUCGCUGGCAUGGAGCGCCUGGCCCCAACGCUCGACGAGUCCCCCGACUCGAUCUGGAUCAUCCCGCCCACCGUCACGGCCGACACCCUGAAAGAAACCAUCUCGUUCAUCAACCAGGCCGAGUUUACGCCUCCGACCUUUGAGGACGGCGAAUUAGCCGAGGACCAGCUCCGCCGCAAAUCCGCCGCUCGCAAGAAGCGCGCGGCCUAUGAUGACGAUGACAUAAACGACCUCAUCAACGACGGCUCCGAUGAGGAGAACGGCAUCCUCUUCCCCGCGGGCGGUCCCACGGCACGCAAGCGCACAGCAGAGGACGAGCCAUCCAAGAAGCCGACCCGCCGGCGGCGGCGCGAUGGAAGCGAGGAGCCUGCCCCGCUCACGGACGAGCAGCUCGAGGAAAAGGCGCGCGCAAGGCGGAAGAAGGAACUCGAGAAGGCGCGCCGCAUCAAGAGCGAGAUGUACGUGGAUCCGAGAGAUGACGAGUCGGAUGCCGAGUGGGACAAGGAGUUCUUCGCCAACGAGCUGGCCAGGCAGGCGGCGAAGGACGCGACCUUUGGACUGAGCUCGAAGCCGUCUGGCGUGGAGAGGUCAGCUUGGGACGAGCUGCUUGGAGUGGGCGCCAUGAGCAGUGAUGAUCAGGAUGAUGACGGCGUGGCUGCCGUAUCGACGAAGCGGAAAGAGAAACAAGCGAAGAAGGACACUACCCGGAAGAGAAAGUCGGAUGUCGCUCUUGCCGAGAGCGAUGAAGACGAAGACGAAGACGGGUCAUCUUCCUCGUCGGAUGCACCGGCAACGCGGCCAAGCAAGAGAAGAAGACCGGCACAGAAGAGGAAAGUCGUCGAGGUCAGCAGCGACGACGACAACGACGACGAGAAUCAGGAUGAAGACGAGAAUAUGGAUACUUUGGAGUCCACCCAGUCAAGCCGGGACGAGGUCGUCACAAACGACACACCUCUCUCGUCCAGCCCUAGCCGUGCAGCGAAGGGUAUCUCUGAGAUGACGGUGAACGAAGGGGAUGCGAGUAACGAAGACGAGGAUAUGCAUGUUGUCAAACCUGUCAGCAGAGCGCGGCCGAGGGCCAGGGCAGGGUUUAUUGUGGACAGCAGCGACGAGGAGUAAGGGAGUAAGGGAAGGAAUUACUCUGGGUUGUAGGUAGAUUUGCAUGGGAGCAGCCGGUUCAAAGUACUGGGGCGUCCGGUUCACAUUGU
Molecule: messenger RNA, 3883 nt
Organism: Chaetomium strumarium
Lineage: Eukaryota; Fungi; Ascomycota; Sordariomycetes; Sordariales; Chaetomiaceae
Product: timeless protein-domain-containing protein
Exons: 2
Coding region: 135-3794 (1219 amino acids)
Biological process (GO): DNA replication checkpoint signaling; DNA repair; replication fork arrest
Cellular component (GO): replication fork protection complex
Molecular function (GO): DNA binding
Source: RefSeq, a predicted model, not a curated record